AUGAUGCGUGCAAUAUUGUCCAAAUCGACCAACUUAGCGAGACCGCUUGCUUCAGCGACCCUAUCCCUCAGAAGUUCGCGAGCAUAUGCAACUCUUUCCCCUCAUACCCCACCACCAACAAAACCUUACGAGGUAUUCGAUGAGUUAUCUAAGGAAAGGCAGAAAGAUCGGGCAAUCAGACGAUUGACAGAGGAUGGCGAGCUCUCACAGUCGAUAGAACCUAAUGACCAAAAUCCUGUCAAAGUUGUUGACUACCUGAGGGAUGAGAUCGCUGAGCGACUAGCAGAGCGGAUCGAGGAUCUGAGGAUACCGCCUGCAUCAAUAUUAGAGCUUGCGGCACAUUCUGGUCAGUUAACUCAGAUACUGCAGGAAGUCAUAGCGGAUGAAGUACCGUCAUCAUCGGAGAGACAAGAUAAGCAGAGUGAGAGGAGAAAGUGGUGGUUAGUGGAAUCGAGUAAGGAGGCUUUGCAUCGUGAUGAUGACUCUCAGUUUCCCUCUCCUCCUACACGUAUACAGGCUUCACCAUCUUACUUGUUAGAAAAUCCAGAAAUCGGGAAACUGAAAGACCAGGUAGAAGCUGUAGUCAGUGGAGGUGGUCUACAUUGGGUGGGAGAUAUCGUUGGUGCACUCACGCAGAUACGCCAUGUCCUCAAACCCGAUGGUGUCUUUGUUGGAGCUGUACUAGGAGGUGAUACAUUGUUCGAGCUCAGGACUUCUUUGCAACUGGCAGAACAAGAGCGUAGAGGAGGAAUUUCUAACCGUGUAUCACCUAUGAUCAAUCCUACCGAUGCUCCAUCGCUGUUAAAUCGAGCAGGCUUCACUACCACUACUGUGGAUGUGGAGGAUAUGAUUAUCAACUACCCGUCAAUAUGGGAGUUGAUGUCAGAUUUACGAGAUAUGGGAGAAAGUAAUGCUAUACUCGGAAGAAGAGCUCAAGUAUCAAGAGAUGUUCUUCUGGCGGCGGAAUCGAUAUACAAAGAAUUGUACGGUACUGAGGACGGUGCAGUCCCUGCUACUUUCCAGAUCAUUUUCUUGAUUGGAUGGAAACCAGGACCCAAUCAACCCAAAGCAUUAGAAAGAGGAUCCGCUGGCACAAGCCUUAAAGAUGUCUUAUGA
Molecule: messenger RNA, 1116 nt
Organism: Kwoniella shivajii
Lineage: Eukaryota; Fungi; Basidiomycota; Tremellomycetes; Tremellales; Cryptococcaceae
Exons: 9
Coding region: 1-1116 (371 amino acids)
Biological process (GO): mitochondrial respiratory chain complex I assembly
Cellular component (GO): mitochondrion
Source: RefSeq, a predicted model, not a curated record